AUGACGACGCAUGCAAGGAAAAGGAUUCGAGAUUGGAAGAAAUUGGAUAUUUUGCGCUGCGGUACUUGGAACAUAAAAUCACUCAGCGGAAGGGAGCAGGAAUUAUUUGUUGAGUUGAGAGACCAAAACAUUGAUAUAUGCGCACUACAGGAAACUAAAAGAAAAGGAAAUGGUCAAAAGCUAUUUGGUGAUUACAUGUUGGUGUACAGUGGGGUAAGCUGCGAACAACGUGCGAAAGAGGGUGUGGCAGUCGCAAUACACAGAAAAUACAAGGACUGCCUGAAGGAAUGCCAAUACAUUUCUUCGAGAAUACUGCUUAUCAGAUUACAUACCGAAGCACAAGAAUUGUACAUAAUAUCUACGUAUGCACCCGAAGACAACAGAUCAAAACAAGAGAGAGAAGAGUUUUAUGACCAACUUCAAACCACGGUUGAGUCAAUUCCACAAUACAAGCCGAUGAUAUUGCUUGGAGAUCUCAAUGCUCGCAUCGGCGUCGAGACUAUACCUGGGAUCAAGCAGCGCUUUAACGAGAAUGUAUUGAACAGCAACGGAGAACUUCUUAUCAGUAUUUGUGCAAUUAAUGAACUCAGAAUUAAUAACACCUUCUUCGAUCAUAAACCGCAAUACAAGUACACAUUCAGCAACACUCGAGGGCAACAAUCGAUAAUCGACUACGUAAUAACCAACAGACACAUACAUCCUUCCCAAAUAUUGGACAUACGAACCCUUAACUCUGCAAAUAUUGGUAGUGACCAUAAGCUACUCUUCGGAAAAAUCAGGAUGAAGCUGAAACCAAAUAAAAACACAAGUCCUAUCAAAUCAGAAGAGAAAAUAAACGUAGAAUCACUGUGGAACAAAUCUGUAAGGGACUUAUACCAAAGGCGACUGAAGUGUAAAGUAGAGAAUAAUCCCUUAGAAGACGGAGAAGACGUGGACAGCAGCUGGGAGAAACUGAAACGAAACAUUAACGAAGCAGCCGUUGAAGCACUCGGAACAAGAAAGGUGAAGCAAAGGAACAAACAACCCAAUAAAACCCCCUGGUUCUGCAAGGAAGUUAAAGAACAAUGCAAGAAGAAAAAGAAAGCCUAUUUAAAGUACAUGUCGACCCAAGCCACAGAAGAUCAUCAGGAAUACAAGAGAGUCAGGAAUACUACCAAUAACUUAGUCAGACAAAUAAAAAACAGACACUGGGAAAUUUUUUCGAAAAGAAUGGAGAACGACUUCUAUGGACUCCAGAAGCAGAUAUGGCGGCUGAUCAGGAGCCAGAGAAGAGAAACACACGAAUUGGUUGCUAGUAAUCGUGUUGCGAAGGAAACUUGGGUGACUUAUCUGAAAGAUUUAUAUAAAAGGCAGCAAAGACGAAAUGGUCCCUUUCACAACACUCCCCAAAUCAUAACAGACGACAACAUAGUUAUCAAUAAGGAAGAUGUGAAAGAAGCCUUAAAAAAACUUAGAAAUAGAAAAAGUCCUGGGCUUGAUGGUAUUACGAAUGAGCUGCUCAAAUACGGAGGUGAAAGCAUAACAGACCAACUGACGACUCUGAUUAAUAAGAUUCUACACUUCCAUAGAAUACCUGAUGAAUGGAGGAUCAGCAAGACAAUACUCCUCUUCAAAAAAGGCGACAAAUAA
This is a messenger RNA of Harmonia axyridis, 1629 nucleotides long. Its product is annotated as craniofacial development protein 2-like. Lineage: Eukaryota; Metazoa; Arthropoda; Insecta; Coleoptera; Coccinellidae. The record is from RefSeq and is a predicted model, not a curated record. The transcript has a single exon. Bases 1 to 1629 code for a protein of 542 amino acids. Gene Ontology annotation, molecular function: catalytic activity.